AUGCAAAUUUUGUUUUCUUCCAAUGUCUUAGAAAAGGCAGAUUCCGCAAAUGCAGAAGCUAUGUAUGAUGUCAUUAAGGGAAACCUUCAGUCGGCAGGUAUACCACUGGAUAACAUGAGAGGUUUGGCCACUGACGGAGCCAGUGUAAUAACUGGGAAAAACAAUGGACUGGCGGCAAUUAUAAAGAAGGAUGUACCAAUGAUGAUAUCUGUCCACUGCAUCUGCCAUAAAUUGGCAUUGGCAUGUACAGACACCAACAAGGACCUUAAGAAAAUCAAAGAUGCAGAAGUUGAGGUGACGCAGUUGUGGAAGGUUUUUGAUAAUUCCCCAAAGAAGUUGUCUGUUUACCUAAAGAUCCAGCAAGAGAUGAAGGCAGUGUACCUGGAAGCCAGAAUAAGUAAUAAGAUCUCCAGGAGGUUGAAGAAGGCAUGUGCUACCAGAUGGUUGUCCUUUGACAAGGCAAUUGAUACAGUAUGCUUCGACUUGCCUGCCAUCUUGCAGACUCUGCGUCAACUGAAGGGUGAUCCUGCCUGUUACGGUCUAUUGAAGAAAUUUUCUCAGGCAAAGAAGAUUGGCACACUGUAUAUCCUUCAUGCUGUCUUGCCUAUUCUCAGUAAGCUGAGCAAAGCUUUCCAGCAGGGCACAAUCAACUUCAGCACCAUUGAACCUUGUAUCAGUCACACAAAGGAUCAGCUUCUGGAACUUGCAAAAGAGAAUGCUAUCAACGCACCCGUGAAAAAGCUGCUGGAGGACACCAAGGAUGGUAUCUUAUCAACCACUGAAAUCAGGUGUUCAGAGAAUGAUGUACAGUACUUGCAAAAAUUAUUACAAGAUUACAUAAAAUCUUUAAUCGAAAACAACAACAGGUUCAAAAACGCAUCCCCAAUUCUCAAUGCCAUGCAAGUGUGUGAUUGUACUGCUAUACCACCCAAAAAUCAUCCGGAGUUCCAAAGCUAUGGUAACACACAUAUCAGCCUUUUAGCAUCACACUUUUUUCCAGAGAGUAUGGAAAACCAAGCACAGUUGCAUGCUGAAUUCAGUGCUCUCAAGUAUGCGAUGAAGGAUUGGCUUCUACCAGAAAAUGUAAAGGCUGGGAACAUUUCACCAACUGAAUGUGCAUUGCAGAGGCUGUGCAGUCAAAGGUAUGCUUUCAUUGCACACUUUCCGCUCAUGUGCAAGGUGAUAGAAGCGUUGAUGGUUAUUCCAGUCUCCAAUGCAUGGCCAGAGAGGGGAGCAUCCAGACUAAAAUUGAUAAAAACACGUCUUCGAAGUACCAUGAAGGGGGACAUGUUGAAUUCAUUGAUGCAAAUCGCCCUCAGUGGUCCCAAAGUAGGGUCACCAGAGUGCAAAGCACUAAUUGCCUCUAGUGUCCACACUUGGCUUUCUGCAAAACAAAGAAAGAAGAUCCCCAAACCACCCCACACCGCCCAACUUGAAAAGACCUUCAUUCCUGUACAAGCAGACAUGCACAGCUUGGUACCUGAGGACAUUACAGAUGCUGUAUGUGCUCUCCAGGAAUCUCCGCCUACUGUGCAUGAACUGGUUAAUGCAGCAGCUGCAAAAUUCGGUCUUCAAGACGACAGUGAAAGCGAUGGCUCUGAUUAA
Molecule: messenger RNA, 1605 nt
Organism: Pecten maximus
Lineage: Eukaryota; Metazoa; Mollusca; Bivalvia; Pectinida; Pectinidae
Product: zinc finger protein 862-like
Exons: 1
Coding region: 1-1605 (534 amino acids)
Source: RefSeq, a predicted model, not a curated record